This is a messenger RNA of Spathaspora passalidarum NRRL Y-27907, 1221 nucleotides long. RefSeq names its product Ca(2+)-dependent cysteine protease (gene MCA1). The coding region runs from base 1 to 1221 and encodes 406 amino acids. Gene Ontology annotation, biological process: proteolysis. Lineage: Eukaryota; Fungi; Ascomycota; Pichiomycetes; Serinales; Debaryomycetaceae. The transcript is spliced from 3 exons. Gene Ontology annotation, molecular function: cysteine-type endopeptidase activity. The record is from RefSeq and is a predicted model, not a curated record.
AUGUUUCCUGGGCAAUCCAAUCGUCUGAAUCAAGGACGUGAUGCAAGAGAUCAUGGAUAUGAUGAGCGUUAUGAACGUGACAACCAACAAGGCUAUGGAAGAGUAGAAGCUGGCCAUGGUAGCUAUGGCAGACAAGAAAGUUAUGGUAGACAAGAGGAAGGUUAUGGUAGACAAAAAAGUCAUGGCAGACAAGAAGGUUAUGGUGGACAGGAGAGUGGAGCAGGAAACUAUUCCAGACCAGACGGCCGUCGUUAUUCACGUCCCUCGGCCAGUUCUCAAUCAUUUGGAGUUGGUGAUUAUCAAUAUCAGUAUUCCCAAUGUAAUGGUAAAAAGAAGGCUUUAUUUAUUGGAAUAAACUAUCUUGGCACUAAGCAACAACUUAAUGGCUGUAUCAAUGAUUGUCACAAUGUCCAAGAAUUUCUUCUUACCCAAGGUUUCAAAAAGGACGAUAUGGUUAUGCUUACUGAUGAUAGCAAGUCAGUUAGAGCUAUUCCUACUAGACAGAAUAUCAUUGAUGCAAUUCAAUGGCUUGUUAAAAAUGCCCAACCUAAUGAUUCUUUGUUCUUUCACUAUAGUGGUCAUGGAGGACAAACUGAGGAUAAAGAUCACGAUGAAGCAGAUGGCUAUGAUGAAGUGAUUUAUCCCUUGGAUUUUGAAAAAGCUGGGUUCAUUGACGAUGAUACUUUACAUCAAUUGUUGGUUAAUCCAUUACCCAAGGGAACCCGUUUAACUGCUCUUUUCGAUAGUUGUCAUUCGGGUUCGGUUUUGGAUUUGCCUUAUAUGUAUCUGACAAAAGGUGUUAUUAAAGAACCUAAUUUAUUACAAGAGGCUGGUGAAGGAUUAUUGGAAACUGUAAAGGCUUAUACCCAAGGUGAUAGUAAGGCUGUUAUACUGGGGAUUAUGGGUGUUGCCAAGAGCUUUAUGAAUAAGGAUCGUGCCAGUGAAGCUAAUGAAAAAACUAAAAAGACAAAGACUUCACCUGCUGAUGUUAUUACUAUGAGUGGUUGUAAAGACGAUCAAACUAGUGCUGAUGCUAAGGAAGGUGGUCAAUCUACUGGAGCCAUGAGUUACGCCUUUAUAAGUGUCAUGAAAAAGGAACCUGAACAAUCCUAUUUGUCUUUAUUGCAAAAUAUGAGACUGAUCUUACUGUCAAAGUAUAGUCAAAAACCCCAAUUGUCUUCUUCACAUCCAAUUGAUACUAACCUACAAUUUAUAAUUUAA